Messenger RNA from Osmia bicornis bicornis, 18126 nucleotides. It is a transcript of the gene tweek, whose product is annotated as transmembrane protein KIAA1109 homolog. Gene Ontology annotation, biological process: synaptic vesicle endocytosis. The coding region runs from base 484 to 15576 and encodes 5030 amino acids. The transcript is spliced from 51 exons. The record is from RefSeq and is a predicted model, not a curated record. NCBI's taxonomy places the organism in Eukaryota, Metazoa, Arthropoda, Insecta, Hymenoptera, Megachilidae.
UAAGAUGUUAGGUCUAUUCUAUAUCUUGUCUGUGGUAUCGAGUAUGAAGUAUCAUUGUUAAAUCUAUAGUCAAUGAUAGUAGGCAAUUAUGGAGUGGUUAUGUGUUGCUGUCUGUCGAUGACAGUUCUGUGACAUGUAUUAAAACUAACGUACUGAUAAACACAAAACCAUGAGUGACACGACAAAAAUUGAAUGUAAUUCUUAUAUAAGUACUGAAUAAAGAUUAGAUGAUAUUUUGUCAAUGAAUAAUCGCAUGAUAACGACCAUCUUAUUGUAUGCAAUCCAGGAUCAUGUUUUACAAUGUCCUUCAAUUAUAAAUACCUUUUUAAAUUAUACUUCAUUAGGUUAUGUUUACAAAUUCUGCCUUGGUUGUUUUAAUUGUAUUUAUGUACUAACUUCUGGAUGCAAUGCAGAAUUGAUUCAUGACAAAAUGAUUAAUAUUUCUUGAUUCCAUAAUAAAAAAAAAAAAGACACAAUAUCAUCAUGGAGGAGAAUGAACUGUACAAUGCUACAGUUCCAUCUUUCUCUGGAAUUGAACCAGCCUUUUGGAACUAUUCUGAACAUGUCAUCCUUGAUGACCUUAAAAUGGAUAGUAGUUUUAUAUAUUUACUUUGCUCAUUAGUAUCUGCUAUUUCUUGGAUUAUUUAUAUAGCUUAUUAUAAUAGCAGAGUCAUCGGUUACAUACUAACAAAAUUGUUAAAUCGGUUUAUUAUUAGAGAUGGAUACGUUAAAGUAGGAUCUUUUACUUUAAGCGCGUUAAGCGGAAAAAUAAUGUUCAGAGAUAUAGUUUAUAUCACAACAGAUUAUAGUAUCAGAGUGCAGGAUGGGUGGCUCAUAUUCAGAUGGUGGAGAAGUUACGUUCCCAAAGACGUAUCUGAGGAUCUUUCACAUUCCGACACACGACUUUCAGUUAUGUUAAAUGGCUUUGAAUUACACGUUUACAAUCGCUGUCAGUUAUAUGCACAACUAGAAAAAACAUUUGGUCUUACACCACAAAUGUUUCCUGACGAGGAAAAUCAUAACGUCAAUAGCGAUGAUCGUGACGCUGAAUCGUUUAGCAAUAGCGCUCAUGAAACUCGUCAACAGGUAAAUGCAAUAGAUGUUUCGCGUCACGUUGAUAAUAUUAGGAAAAAAGAAGCUCAUGUUAUAGCCAGAACAUGGAGAGAUUUAAUACCCGUUAUCAAAUUAGAUGUCUGCACAGGAAGAUUGGUAUUUGGUAAUCGGUUAAUACCAACAACUCUGUCGAUAACCGUGGAAGAGGCACAUUUUGUCUAUUCAACAAAACCGGCAGCAUCUCGGCACGAUCAUUUUAUGCAUUUCACAAAAUGUAAAGCAGAAAAUUUCAAAGUUAUCUUAGCACCCAGUCCAAAAUAUACUGGAAUGGUAGAUGAUCCGCCUAGAUACAUGGGAGAAGGAUUCGUUGUAUUAAGUUCGAACAACAUGGAAGUUUAUUAUUAUAUGGACGAGCCUGGAUUUGUUCCUGAGCAUCCGGAAAUGAUUCAAUUAGUGAACGGAGAUAUGGUGGAAGCAAUGCCACCGAUCUGGGGCAUUGAUAUUAAGUGCGGAAAGGGUACUGAUUUUAGUUACGGACCUUGGGCCGAUCGACAAAGAGAACAUUUAUUUAAAUUCUUUUUUCCUAAUGAUUAUCAACCGUUGAAAGUUACAAAAACCCCUGUUACCGGAGAAAAACGACAGGUUCAGUCAUUCGACAUCAGAUUAUCGACAUUGAACGAAGCUACGAUUGAUAUACUAUUCAGUAAAAAUAGAGAAACAAAUGCUGUUCAUAUUAACGUAGGAGCUGGAUCAUAUUUGGAGAUUACCAUGCCAUGGAUAGUUCUGCAAGACGGAUAUACUACAAAAAUAACAGGGCAACUGUUACAUUUAGAAGCGACCACGAGUUUGCAAUACAGAAGUUUAGUUGAAAGCGAAACGUUGGAAUUUGGUGUCAAGUGUCAUUAUCCGAUAAGAUGGAACGAUCAUCAAGAAUGGACGUUGAAUUUAACCGGAUGUAAAGCUACGGCUAACUUAGUUUAUUCGCACAAAGAAUUUUUUCAAGAUAUGAUUAACGAUUGGGCCAGCAAAGCCAGGCCAGAUAUUUUACAUUUUGUACCGUAUACCUGCAAGUUUAAUUUAUUACUAAAAGAAUUCGAAUUGAUCACCUUGUGUAACGAAUAUAAUUGGAUCGAUUGUUCGUCACAAAAUCAAGAAAAUACGCACAUUGCUUUUUGCGGAGAAUUUUUUGAGUUAUCGUUUGAUCUUCCAUUUGUCGACUAUCUACCGGUCACGAUACCUUUGCGUUUUUGGAUCCAAGGUGAAAGCGUCGAUCUUUCCUUUUACUUGCCAGAAGUGAAUACGAGUCGUACAAUUUUGUUGGCAUUGAAUAAAAAUGCGAAGAUCAUGACGCGCGAUGGAUCCCAUAUAUAUUUAUCAGAAUUGAAUAAAAGUAAAAAAUGGAGGAACGUUUGUCAAAAAGGAGCUGGUUGGGUUGAUUGCUGGUCCGUACCGAUCGUCGCGUUGAGUAUUAAUUAUACAUAUCAUCCGUGUCCACCUUUAGGACCUACACCGCAAGCGAAUAUAACAACUCCAGAGAAAGAGGAAAUUCUUUUAUCUCCAAUGAGAAUUCCUCGAUGUAGAAAAUCACCUGGACUUCAGUGGACGAAGAACGGUAGUCAAAAAUUUGACCCGCAGUCUAUAUCACCCGACAAAGUUAGUUUAGACCUCGAGAUAGGUCCUUCUAUAUUGAUUUUAUAUGGCUCACUUUUGAAGAAUUUUAUACACUUGAAAGAAAAUUUAUUCGGCGAUUAUCAAACAUUCACGGACAUGCAGCAAAGUCGAACGAAUCCUACAUCCGUAAGUACAGAAAGGAGUAAAGACAGAGAUGUUCAGAAUAGCAGUAUCGAGUCUGUAGAGGAUGAAGAUGGAAAAUCAAAAUCGUUUGAUCCAAGAGACUAUCGACCGUUGGAAGUAACAGUUGGUAUUACCAUGCACGAUAUUCAAGCUCAUUUAGUCAAAAAUUGUGGUGAAAAUGAUCCUCCUUGUCCGGUUAUACUUCUGGAACGUUUUGGAUUUGAAAUGAAGAAAAGGUAUAAAGAGACAGAACUUCAAUUGCUUUUGUCACCAGCGAUCGCUCUGAUCACCGAUAACGUCGUUCGGUCAAGCAAGGAGCGUCACUUGAAUCAAGGGCAUUUAAUGUUAAGCGCAUUGCAAGUUAGAGGGCACGCAAUGUUCAGUAACGAAGGGAGAAGUUUAGAUCAAGAAACGCUAGAAUACGCCUGGUUGAUCGAAGUGCAAUUAGGAAAAUUAACCGGGAAGAUAAGUUCUCCUCAGUUGCAUCACCUCGUUACAUCCCUCGAAACGUUUUUAUUAAUGGUAAAAAGUAACGAGAAUAGUCUAAGACCUCCUGAUUUGCCACACCAUUGUCACCAUGGUAUUCCUCCCUUACAGUGUCCUGAUAGUGACAUUGAUAAGCAUUACAGGUGUCCUAGUUCUGAAGAUAUAAAGUAUAGAAUGACAAGAAUUGCGAUAGACGCGAUUGAUUUGUAUUUUCAAGAAGUAGGAACCACGAUACACGCUUGGAUAUCUCCAAUUCGCGUGUCAACGUGUAAUCUCCACGGACAACAAGUGAAAUCUGGUGUAACUGGUGUGUUACCUAGAAUAUUAAUAAGACAAUUUGUAUCUGCAGCUGAUCAUUUUGCGAAUACAAGUAACACAAACACAGCUGGCAGUGGAAGAUCCCAUAACAAUGCCAGUAGUCGCAUGUCAGGUGAUGGAUCUGAUAUUUGGUUAGAAGUAGGAUCCGUAGCUUUAGGCCCAGUCAUUUUAGAAGCUGCAAUUUCGCUUCCAACACCUGAACAUAAUUUACAUUUGGUACAAAAUAAAUAUUUAAAAUUACACGACGAGGCAACUAAACGAUUAUGGUUUUUAUGGCCUCAAGAAAGUGGCGUGAAAUCAACAAAAUGCGGUUGCAUAGGGGGCUGUGCAUUUUUUGGGAAUAAUCGAAAUGGACCGAAAUUUUUUAAGCCGAGUUACCACGAUUUUCAAGAUGGUAUCAAUGUUGCUGCGUACAGAAUUAACGAAUCUGGAAAAGAAAAAGGAUUUGGGCAGUCUAUUUUACACGAUGGUCAACUAGUAUUCCACACGUCGCCUUAUAAUUUACCAGAUGUGUCCUUACAAGACUAUCCAGUUACAGGAUUGAAAGUGACAACCGGUACGCAGGAUGGAUCCCAGACAUCGAAAAAGAGUGUCGAACGACCAAGGUCUGUGACAGAUCAUAAUAAAGAUUCGGGUAUCGAAGAAACUAGUAGUACAAAAUUAAUUGGUACAUCAGCAAGUCCAUUCGCAUGCAGUGGGGAACGGAAACUACUGGACAGAAGAUUUUCUUAUACAUCAAUGCGUGGAAACAGUGCAAAAGAUGUACCCUAUUCCCGCUUAGUCGAUGCAAGCCCUGUUGCACAGUUACCACAAAAGUUGGAUUCAGAUUCGAAAUUGCACACAGAACGCAGUAAAUCAAUUUUAAGCGUUCCUGAAAUUGAAACUGCUCCAAAAAGUAGCGUGUCCGAUUCGAAGCUAGCUGUUGAUUAUUUCAAUGCAUCGGAUAUGGAACCGUAUGAAUCGAACAGUCCGCAAUCAUUACCGAUUGUAUCUACGGAUACGAAUUUUUCCGAGUCGAUGCAAUCGAGCAAGAAAACUGUGGAUGGGAUUAAAAUUUCUGAUUCUCAUCACUCGUUAUACAUAAAAUCAGAAUCCGAGGAAAAGUUAAAGCAGGAGGUGCAAAGGACGAUAUCUAUGUCUUCAGAGAAUCAUUCCGAAGCUUUUUAUUCAGCUGACGAAGAUACAAGUCACGGAUUAAGCGGAAGUCGUACGUCAAGCUUACGACAAUCUAUCGUUGGAUCUGGAUCAGUAUUAAAUCGAAACGAUAGUAUGAAGAAAAAAUUUUCAUCGGACUUAUCCAUCGUAGAAAGUUCAACGAACGUGAACGUAUCUGUGUCUGAGAAAGCACACACUUUGGAGAGAGCGAAACCGCAGAUGAUGAGCGCCAAAAGAAGUCCUAGAGUGAAUCGAAACACUAGCUUUCAAAAUGAUUCGAAUGAUGCAAACGAAAAUAGCGGUUUGCGAGACUCAUCGGAUAGCCACUCGGUUUCAUCUACAAGUUUCAUAUCCGCUGUGUCGUCGCAAGAAGAUGUUACACUUGUGAAUUUACAUAUGCAAGUGAACAAACCGAUUGUUGAUUCUCCACUUUUGAUGUCGAGCUACGUUAGUCAUUUAACUCAGGUACGUUGUUCGAAUUGGGGUCAAUCGUCCAUUUCAGCAGGAAGUGGUGCAUUUACUACACCACUUUUUCAACGUACAGAUGAAGGUAGACUGGUUUAUGUCGGUGGAAGGUACGUGCCGAAAUUUGAAACGGUUACCGAAGGAUUUACGUCGUUAAAAAUGAUCACAAGAUCUGAUGGCUCUCCUGUAGCUAGUUCAUCUAAUAAAACCCCAACGCAUCCGUAUAUUUGGGACAGUUCAACGUUGAAUCAAAUGGAAGGAGAGGUACACCAUACUACUCACAACGAAGAAGAGUUGUUGACCGUACAAAAUGAAAGUGGUUCGCGUACAACGGUUAUUGUAAAAUUCAAAGGCGAUGUAGAUAUUAUGUUAAGUCCUAUGGUGCUCGAAUGUUUGCAACGUUUCAUUGAUGCCAUCAUACCGACGUUAGCUACUUUACAUCCAUUAACAAUUUUGAAUCAUCUACAUCACGAAUGCAUUGGGAAAGUUGAAGAUGCUAAUAUUCUAAAGCAAGAUCAGAGUUUAUCAUAUUGGAGUCAAGUGCAAACUAGUUCAAAGCGAUCCACCGCUGAAAGAAAUAUUAAAAAUGGACAAGGUGACGAUAAACGUAAAAUUGCCCUCCAAACAAACGUGUAUGAAGAAAGUAUUAUGACACAAGUACAAGGCAGUAUUAUUUUACCAAAGAUGAACAUAACUUUAUUGCAAGCAUCUGUUGUCGAAGAGAUUAUAUCAUUUUCUGCUCUUGAAAAUAUUCGUGACCUAACGUGUGUAUCAUUAUUCGCUAUUUGUUUCGACGAUGUGGUAGGAAGGUUUUACGUUGGGAAGCAAGCCCGAGAAGUAGUUCAAACGUUUCAUAAACCAGCUGUAUUAACGAAUCAGAAGAAAGUGAAUAAAAUCAGCAAGGCAUUUUUACCUGGUCAUCAAACAGCUGCGGUAGUUGCGGAUAUUGGAAGUGGAGAAACUGUAUACAUAGAGACUUCGGAGAAGCAACAAGAAGAAAUCAUAGUUACGUUAAAUAUAGGAAAAGCUCAUUCACAAUUAAGAAGACUUAGAAACGAAUCUUCGAUAUUGAAGGAUGCUGUUAUAACAGCAAUUCCUACUCAUUAUUCAAGAGUAUUAUUCACUUGUACUAGGAUAACUUCUCCUUUGAAAUGUGUCGACUAUUACUUGCAUCAUUUUGUGGAUGACAAAGAAAAAAGUAAACAAUCUGGUCCUCCACAAGCAACGGAGGAGUUUACUUUAGGAACCGGAGAGGAUAGACUGGGUUUUAUAAUGUUUGAAUGUGGUUUAGAAGGCAUCAAGCUAAAAGUAGUAAAGAGAUCUCAGUUUGAAAAAGGAGAAAAUGGAAGCGACAAUAAGAAAGUUGAUGCUGAAAUAUUUUAUACAGAUAGCGUGAAAAGUCAAGAGGAACUAGACAAUGCAGCUACUUCUACAGCGCCUGCAGCUGAACCAGAAACAGCAUCAACGAAUUUACGUAAUGGAGCACAAAUAAACACAAGUGCUACGUGCGCUAGUAUUGCUUCAAAAGCUGAGAAUGGAAAUACUGUUUCUUGUGUCAUAGAGUUAAAAACAGUAUGGUUUAAUUUUGCGGCACCACCACGUACGCCGAUAACAAGAAAGAUUGAUUACACUCGAUUAGAUUGGAAUUUAUUAAGCACAGCUUCACCCGCUAUAAACGCUUGGAUGAAUCCUAGCAAUAAAUUUGCAAUUCGAAUAGUACAUAUGUUUAGAACAAUGUAUAGAAGAUCAACUGCUAUCGUUGCUUGUCUAAUGGCUGAAGCGUUAGAUGUGCAAGCGAUUCAUAUGCCAGCCAAGAGUCGUUAUGGACGAUUGACUCCACUAGCGAAAACAUUGCAAGAAGAUCCGUCGUGUCAGCUGUGUACAAUUUUACAAAAUUAUGUUUUGUUGAAUGAUUUAAAAAAUAUUGAAGCUAAUUUGAAAGAAUCAGAUUUACCAUUGUUAUCGACACUUCGUCAGGGUGUUAUAGUAUUGAGCAGACAGUGGAAAAAUGUUCUGUACACUCCACUGUUGUUGGAACACAAUUACAAAACUAAACAUGUUAAGCCAUUGAAUGUCACGUUUGCUGUUUCAGAUCCAGAUGAGGAAAAUUUGCUGACAGACGGUGAGGGUAGCGCGGGUGAAGUAGAUGAACAGGAAGUCACAGAUGAAUGUGCUAUGUUAAUUCACACAGACCAUAUGCAUAAGCAUACACAUAUCAAGAGCGGACAAGAUAAAAGUACAGGUAUUUGUGGUGAUGGUUUGACGGUUCCUGUAAGUUCUCCUCGAGGAAAAGAUACAACCCCUAUUGCAACACCGGUUCCAGGCCCGGAUUCAUUAACCUCUCCCUCUCCACCAGUAGCUCAUCUAAAGAAAGGAAAAUCACUACAACCUACACAAGUGCCUGCUAGUACACGAGCAAGUAUUGUUUUUCCAUUGCUUGCAAGUGGUGGGUUAUUUAAUCAAGCUCGGGAACCAAAUAACAUAAGUUACGGGACACUACGAGAAGAAAAGACACCGCAAAUCCAUGUUUCACAUUCUCAUCAACUUGGUUCAAAUCCGAGUAUCUAUUCUGGAGGUGGGCAUGGUAGCCAGCAUAGUACUGGAAGUUUGGAUCAAGUUACAUCCCCGACAAGUCAUCAAUCCAAUAAACCCCUGAAUACAGGUGAAGAUUUAUACAGUUGGAUGGCCAAACAGCAGGAAUUUAUAAAGGACAAUGAGAAAAGCAAUUUAAAAGGAAAUUGGGUCUUUCGUGCAGAGCAAAAAUCUUUAAAGGAUUCUAAGAUUAAUACAAUGACAACAGAUGAUACAGAAGACUCUGAUGUUCACAGUGGUACUCUCCUUUAUCCAAUGAAAGAUUCGCUCAGACUUUUAGACGCGCAUUUAAUAUUCGAACCACUUUUGUCUUCCUUAUCUGUUAUGCCACAACAAAUGCUAUCUGCCAUUGGUUCAGGAAAUGUGAAUAAUGUAUCUUCUUUGGACUCGUUAGGAUCAAAUAUAUCUUUAGUGGGAAAUAUGGAAACUAUGCGUAUCGAUAUAGUCGUCAGUGAAUUUGGAAAAGUAACAGAUAAAAAGAAGGGUAACAAGUACCAGAUGAAGAAAGGAAACAGUACCAAAUUUCAUUUGAAUAUACCACCAGAAACUCCGGCAUUUUUAUGCGAGAAGAUCGGUAUCGACAUAGAUGUUAAGAAAAUGGCUGAUAUGACAGUAGAUGAUAUGAUUCAAAAGCAAACUGUCCUGUACAUAUCUCGGGGCCAAUUGAAGAAACAUACAAGUACAGUUGUGAAUUUUAGUUUAAAUAUACGAUAUAUUAGCCAACAAGUAAACAUGCCUCUUCUCAGAUUAUUACAUCAAAUUAGUAAUAUGUACCAAAAUGUUAAAGAGACACAGAUGGAACUGAAAGAACAGCAGCCAGAGAAUAAACGAAACAAUACUUUAAUUGUUAAUGAUACAACAGCAAAGAAUGGCUCGUCGUCAACGUCUGACCUACAAGAGCAGCUUUUAUUGGAGGGUAAAAAAAUAGACGUACCAUUGCUUCGCAGUAAUUUUGAACCAAGUUUAUCAAAAGUUAUAUCACCCGGCGCGAGUAUUCGAUCUCGGCCGCAAAGUUUUGCUCAAAAGUUACGCAGCACUGGGAAAAGCGUAAAAGGAUACAUCAAUCUGAGCGAAGGUGUGAUUACCCCUAAUUUUGGAGCAAGUCCUAGCGGAUCAGGAUUGGACAAAUUUUGUGUACUUCCUGACAAAUGUAAAGACACAACCCAUCUUACACCGCGAUGCUGGAAAACCAUCUAUUAUCUACUGGAUUUGUAUGCCACACGACCGGAAACUAAAACCAUUACCCAUCGUCUCUCUAUACCAGCUGAUGCUUCAGAACAUUAUAAAAGUGGCCGAAAAUAUGAAUUAUUAAAUGAAACAAAAGAUGUGGAUAUUGAGAAAGGAUUGAAUGCUGAAAAUAGUUCAACACCGGUGCCGUUACCACGAGAAUUAAGCAUCGUUACAGGAGAACGAACAAGGCUGGUUAUCUUUGGCGUUGCCCGGAUACAUAGGACUAGAUUGUUAGCUACCCUUAGCGGGUUAAAACUUGAGGCAGAAAUAACAAGUCUUCACGCGAGUUUAACGUGUCGUAAAAAGUCAAGACCCGCUAGCUUAGAAUGUAGCUUGACCGGGCAAAUAGGCAGAACCAUGAUCGUUUUACUAGAAGGAGUAGCGCCAAGUCAACAAACGGUUGUUAAAGUAACCGUGGGAAAAUCACAAGCGUUGUAUUCUAGUAUUAGUAAACGUCAGAAAGAUAAAAAUAGUGGUUUGUUGACUGUUGGUGCUGUGAAUAUAGACAUUCCUCAACAUCCGGUUGUUUUGCACGGUAUGAUGACCAGAGGCAGCAAACAGCUGUCUUCAACUUUGCAAGAACUAAGGGUAACAAGAACAUCGUCAAGAAUGUCUAGGGGCCAACAACCAGAUGAAGUGGAUGCUGGUGUACCUAGCAGUCCCCAUCAUUAUGCACCUGCCCCAUCAGUUGAUUUAGAAAAGCCACAAGUCGUGUCUAGUUUGCUAGAACCGAUAAUAAUGCAGUUCCAUAUAAUCCUUCAAAGUUUAAGCAUAACUGCAGCUCUCUUACCAUCUUUGCAAGCACAAUAUAAAAUGGAUCAGGUGACUAGUUCUGGUGUAACUGGGAGUAAAGCUAAAUUUACGGUAGAUCUACCUCAUCAUACCUUGAGUUUCACGACGAAACUUCAAGUUACAGAAGCGAAUUUACCUUCUGAAGCUAGUAUUGAACUUCCUAAGGUACACGUGUCCGCAGAAUACAUUCAAGAUGGUAAUAGUAACAUGAAUGAUAGCAAAUUAGCAGAUGGUGUUGUGUUAAGACAAGGCAGUUACCUUAGUGCUACAGCUGAUAUUGGUGUUUUUGAACAUUCUUUAACUACAGACCUUCUGAAUCAUUUAGUAUUCGUGCAAAAAGUGUUCAUGAAAGAGGUGAACGAAGUUGUACAGAAAGUUUAUGGAGGAGAGAAACCAGUUCCUUUAUGGUUGGAGGAUGAAGAGGCAAACACAGUUGUGAAAAGAAUAUUAUUUACAUUAAUUAUUCGUAUUGAAAGGAUACAAUUGACUGCAACAACUCCAACCAAUUCCGCUGUACGAUUAGAAACUGGAGCUGUUGAACUUCAGUUAUCUAAUAGAGUACAAAAUGUUUCUGGUGCUACUCAGCCAAACCCACACAUGAAAUUAUUUGGAAAAGCACAAGUUGACAUUAAUUUGAGCCUUGGACAGUUGUUGAAAAACGUGUUAUUCGAAGAGGCAGAACCAGAAUUUCAACAGUUUGCUUUUUUCAAUACUAGAGUAGGAUUACGGAAUGCCUUUCAGGAAGAGAUGGCACAAGAUGAGGACAAAGAAGUGGUACUAAUAACGUUGAAGCGUCCAUUGAUAUACAUUCAACCGGUGGCUAUCGAUAAGGCUAUACUAGUUUGGUUGAAUUACAAAAAUGCAUAUGAAUACUGGAACGAGAAAAGGGCUAAUUUAAAUAAAGAAGUUCUAACAUUUGGUCAGAUAACGAGCCAGCUGAGUGCUCCUCAUUUAGGUACAUUAUUUUUGCAAUUGACUGUAGAUGAUAUGGGUAUUUGUGUACCACUUAACCCUUUGCCACCUACUUGGGGAUUGAAUAGAGGAUUGUACGAUGGUGAAUCCAGAGGUGCUGUAGUAGUGACAUUGGAAAACACAAGCAUAUCAGCGUGUAGCAGUGGUAGUUUAGUUAGCAAGGGAAGAUUCAUGGGUUUGUGCCUGAGAUUUGCCGAUGAUUUUGAAACUUCUUUGGAUGAUUGGAAACCAGAUGCAACUGACAGUAGUAUCAUGAAUUUGUGUAUGGUGUCUGAAGGGACUUAUGAAGUGUGCAGUAGAACAAUUGCACAGAAACCAGAUAAGUCUGAUAAUGCUAAGUGGAUCUUAAAUGUACAGUGGCAAAUGGAAGGUGUUGAUAUUCAUUUAGACGUUAACGUGGGACAACAGUUAUCAGCGCUUGGACAUACGUUAACAAUGUUAACAGGGUCUGAGGAGGAUGAUAUUCAUGAACAUCCAGAUUAUGAUAGCGAUGAUGCGGAUCAACCAGAUAAUAGUACUAGCCAGGUUAAGAAAAAAGAGAGUAUAUUAAUGAAGAAAUCGAAAAAUUGGACGGACAGUUUACCAGCGUUUGUUUUUGAUCCAACAAUCGACGCAAAGAAAAGAUCUAAACUGAUUGAGAAAGAAAUGAACGAACAGGCUAAAAUUAUAAAUGAUCUACGGUCAUUGGGCGCUUCUCAUGGAACAAUAGAACAAGAAAUGAAACGUUUGCACGAAUUGGAAGCUAUGGUGUUUAAAGAUUUCAGAAGAGAUAUGAUUCAAAAGUUAAGAAGACAGUCUGUUAAAGCAUCCGGUAUAAAAGGUAAAUUAGGACUCGGUGGUAAACCAAAUACUUAUAGAUCACGAUCGUUUAUUGUACCAUCUCCAACACUUGAAAAUCAACUUGAAAGUCCUGAGGACUUAAAUAUGGAAGUCAAUUCAGCAAACUCUGCUAGCUAUGAAAGUAGUCCUAGAAGUGGUCCAAGUCGGUCGGCUUCCCUACGUGUAAGAGGACUCGGUGGUCCACGAGUUACUUUCAGUGAUACGCAUACAAUGGGAAGACAAUCGUCAUUACCAAGUGCUGGAUCUGAACUAAGUUUACCAGAAGGUGAAUUAGAAUGGCCAGAAACAAUUGAGAUUGAAGGAGAACGAGUUGAAUUAAGAAAGAAGACUAGAGAUAUCAGUUGCACCUCAAGUUAUGAUAGCAUGGAAGGAAAUGCACCGUUGCUCGAUUCCUUUGGAAAAGAACAAUCUUCAUCAACCUCGUCGCCAUAUAUAACACCUCAGAAAGCCCAAGAGCCCAACAUAGAUUUUGAACUUGAUGUAAAAGUUCUAAUCAACAGUGGUAAAUGCGUGCUUCAUACAAAAGAUCCAGGGAAAGAAGAUGAAAUUAAAAUUAUGAGCAGAAUGAAAAAGGAACGAUCAUGUUCGGGGGGUACCUUUGAAUUUCAACCAAGUAGUCCUAGUAGCAGCAGAAAGCAUUUAAGUAGUAAAGAAAAAUCAUCAACCACAAGUACAUCGCGAUUACGUUAUUUGCAACACGCAAAUGUACCUUUGGUGGAUUUGACAAUUUUUCAUAUUCCUGGCUUAGACGUGAAGGUACACUAUGAAUCUAAAACACUACCCGAAGAAUCAGUGUCACCUCGGAUAUCGUCCGACAAUAGUUUGCUGAAUCCAUCAUCGACAAGCAUGUUUAAGAAAGCUAGUACUAAGAAGGCCAGCUUAUUCGCUUGGAUGACACUUCAAAGUAUACCGGAGGAGACUAUAAUAAGUCCACAUAUUCUUGAAUUCUUGGAACAGACGUUAGAACCAAUACCAAGCAAGACCCAUUUUCAUAGUACUUUUCAUAGCAAUGUACAAACAAAUGCAAUGUUUCCAUUGGAGAAUACAGAAAGUACAUCAUGGGCUGCCACUGCAGCAAGCAGCAGCAAUUACGUUUACGCGAGUUUCCCUGUUGAUGUGAUAGUGUAUUUUCAUAUGCAACCUUCCACGUUUAGAUUCUCUUGUCUGCCGGUGUCUCGUGUAGAAUGUAUGCUUCAAUUGCCGUCCCUCGACAUAGUGUUUUCGUCCAAGCGAGCAGAAGAAGAGCUCGUUGAAUUUCGAGAGUACAAAUCACCAAAUACCCAAACAACCGGAAAAGAAGCUGGUUCAGCAAUUGGCGGAUUGUCUGUCACUGGAUGUCUAGCGGACUUUUCUGUUUAUAUAUUUCAUCCGUACGGUGGUGGAAAGAAAACGGGCUUGAAAGAGGCCCAAUGGUCACCAUUGUCCGACAGUGAGAGGAAAGAUUCUCUAAGCAUCAACGUUGAAUUCGUCAAGUUUCACAUGUCAAGAAGUCGUAGAUUAAAUUUUCAAAGCGAACAGUCGAAAAAGUCAGAUACCAGUCGUGCAGUUAUACGAUUUUCCACAAUCGCUGAUAUCGGAUCUGCCUCGUUCAAAUAUGACAUGAGAAGACUAAGCGAAAUUCUGGCCUUUCCUAAAGCAUGGUACAGACGAAGUAUAGUUCGUCGUUUAUUUUUGGGAGAUCUGAGCUCGGGUACCGCCUAUUCCGAAGGAGACGGUAGCCCUUCUCUAAAUCAAGAAGAAGCUGUUAUGGGUAGUUCUUUAUUGAAACAUUAUGACAGACACGGGACCGAUGGACUAUCAAAAAGUGCUCCAGAACGAAGCCCGACGUUGAACAGAGAUAAAUUGAGAUUGAGUUUAGAAAGUGAUAUGCCCGCACACGCAAGAUUAAAAGACAUUGGAAGAGGAUGGAGUUUCACUUCGGACAAACAGACGUCAUCUUCAGAAUUAAAAUUAAGAGAAUCUGCAUGGGAGACACUAGUAUUGUUUGCUAUAAAUUUCACUCGUUUAAAUGUUCAUAUGAACAUGGGCAACGUGAUGGGCAAUGUUACAUGGAUGACCAAAGACUUUCGCUCUGAUGGAAGACUGUCUAUAGGAAGUACUGGGCAUAAAAAUUUAUACAUAGGUGUUGGAUUAGGAGGAUCUAGUUUAGAUGCAAAAGGUGGUAUCGUUGGUGGUACCAUAGAAUUGAGCAAGAUCGAUACAUACAUACACAUUCGAGAAGAACCUGGGAUAGAACCUGAUCAUACAGUGGGGUUAAAACUGUUUGCAUUGGAAUUGCGAUUGGACUAUAUGGGGGCGAGCGUGUUAAUGUCUAGAGUGUCUUCGCUGGAUGUUACAUUAAGAGACGAAUGGAAAAUUAAUCGAAACAGCAGCGGAGAUGCUUUUAUGCCAACGAGAAGGCCUGCAGUGAUUUUCAUGCACGGUGACCUAGGAUGGGAUCAAUUGCAACUUAUGAUCAGCGAAUCAACAACGGCUGAUCUAUUAAAAAUGUACUACAAAUUGGAUGAAUUUUUCAGUCAACAAUUUAAGAGUAGUAAACGAGUGUUCAGUUCUUUCCAACCGAGACAUCAAAGAGUAUCAAAUAGCAGUUUCAAAAAGAGACAACAGAAAAGAAAACCUACUGCAGAAGCACCAUGGAAUUUAAAUCAAUCAAUGAUGACGGAUGCCCGUCACCAUAGACACUGGCAAGGGGUGUUGGCUCAAGUAGCAGGAUUACAAUUAGGUAGUUUAAGGUUCUCUUUACCAUCAACGGGGACUGUACUCGGUGGUACAAUGGAACUUCACGGUUGCAACAUCAGCCUGGCAUGUUUCCAUGGAAUCAACUUUAAAAGUAAAAGUUGGGCACUGUUCUCCUUGAAGGAACCAUGCAUCAGUUUUGCAACCGAAGCGCAAGAGAUACCAAGCGUUGAAUCACCAAAUACAUGCGACGUUCAUGUCGUGCAAACGUUGACCAUCAGUUUAGGUCAGCAACAAGAACAACACGCGAGGCAUAAUUCUAUGGCUACCGUUUGCAAGUUGAGUCGCAACGUAGUCUUUCCACCUCAGUUUAAAUCAUUGCAAGAAUGGUUCCAUUAUGCGUUUGCUAGUAGCGAAAUCGACGCCGUGGAUCGGUUCCCAUGCGUCGAAAGAGAACGAAUGGAAACUACGACCGAGACUGGUAACAUGACUCGUGGAAGAAGUACAUCAACAACUUCUGGGAAAUUACAAGAACAUUCUCAUGCGAGAGAAGUUAUAUUUGCUUUACCGUCACUGCAAUUACAUUUGAAAACUGAACACCUUCAAACCGCCAAAACUCCAGAUGUUAUUGGAGCUCCUAAACAUAUUUUCUAUAGUGAAAAGCCAUUAGUUGAAUGUAGUUUCAUAACAGAAUUUGAAGACCAUAUUUUUGUCACUGUGGAUGCUGAAGCCUUCUUCUUCCUUCACGAUUUAAUCACUUCAUACGUGAAAGAAAAAGAAAAAGUGCCUAUCGGUGCACGAGCACAUAGCCCAGAUCCUCACGAUAAGAAAAGUGGAAGUGCUACGACAAGCAGUACUUCUACUUCAACAACGAUCACCACCGAAGACGAAAAGAAACGCAAACAAUUUGAUCCAACAGAAAUGUUUAUAAAAGAUUGGCGAUCAUACAGAUGUAAAACGUGGCAUUUAGAGCCAACCGUAAGAUUACUUUCAUGGGCUGGAAAAAGCAUCGAACCUUACGGUAUAGAUUACAUCCUCCAAAAAUUAGGUUUCUCCCAUGCUCGUACAACGAUACCAAAAUGGAUUCAGCGAGGUUUCAUGGAUCCUCUGGACAAAUUACUAGCCAUUCUGAUGCUAAGGAUGGUCUCAGCCGUUCGCGAAGAACCACCCGAGGAACAGAAAGAGCAUAAACGAGAAAAAUAAUGGAGGGUAAAUAGAGAAAUCCUGAAGAGUUCAGAUCGAAAAGCAGUAAUCGUCCAAGAUAAUUAAAGGUCUCUUAGCAGAGUAUCAAAUGAAGAUAAACGAUUAUACUUUGUAUAGUACAUAGAACGAACGUUGAUUAGUAUGAAUUUAAUUAACGAAAUGAUAUAUCACAGUGAUUACUGAAUCCUACUCAGUGUAUAAACCGAUGAUGAACUCUAUAAUCGUCAAAUAGUUUCGAGUGAAUGGAGAAAGGACAUUUGUAAGAAGCGUGUUGAUGAGAUGCAACUUAUAAUCAAGAAAUUGUACAUUACAGUAUAGAUAAAGGUUUAUAAUCAUCGAUAUUCCGUUCGAAUGUGUUAGAAUAUUGCACAGAACGCCAUGGGCACAUCAACGAACCUUAGAAUAUAUAUAUGUAUAUUACCAACGUUUAUAGCAACGGUUCAUAAUAUUUUCGUAAUGUAAUAACACGAAGGAACUUAGUCCGACAUAGUGAAAAUUCCAAGACCGUUCGCGAUCGUGACUGUAAUCAUUGAAUUUAAGCAUUUUUCGAUGCAAGUCAUUUAAGUUCACCGAAUUAUACGCAAGAGGUUUCUCAGCUUUAGAAAAUUUGAUAAAUUACGUUUAUUUACACUAUCGCCAAGAAGUUUGGAAACGUUUGAAUUGUUUUAAAAAAUAAUUAAAAAGUCGAGAUAAGUGAUUCUUUUGCUUAAUUCUAAUACCGUUCUCUUCUGUAUUACUAUCUAGGUGAAGUAUAUAUUUUAUAUUAUGCAAUGCAGUUGAAUUAUUUAUUUAAAUCUAUUUGUUUCCAAACUUUUUGACGGUAGUGUAUGUAUUAUGUACAGUUAGCAUUCUAAGAAAUGUUAUACGCCUAGGUAAGGUUUAAACGAGUUAAUUGUACGUGUUAUAAAUAUCGUCUAAAUAGAAGGCAGAAGGCUCUUCUCGCUUGAAACUCCGCAGCUUUCUUAGAGUUUACUAUCUCCGAAAAAAGGAUUGUCUUUCUACAAAUUGCUCACGCGAUUACGCUUACAUUCUUAAGAAUUUCUUUUCGUUAUUUUUCUCUCUCUCUUUCUCUCUCUUUUUUUUUAAUAUCUCGGGAUUUAACGUUUGUAUAGUUGAUACCAGCCGUGGCAUUUUUGCUCAUCGUUAAACAUAAUUUCGCGCGAAUCCUACGAUUAAGUUUUUAUCACGGCGGAAUACGAGUUUCAAUUAUCGUUGUAAUUUAAUGUAAUAUAUUGUUGUGUAUACAUAGCGCAAUUCUUUCUGCAUAAUUAUAUAUAUAUAUACAUAUAUCUAUAUACAUAAUGAUGCCAAGUUAUAAUUGCAAGGUGCACUUUCAAACAAAGCUGAUACAUAUUAGGGGAUAAGUUGUUACUGCAGGAUAACGGAUUUCAAUAUAUACAUAUAUAUUCUAUUUUAAGCGAAGUGUAUAAUAAAAUUUAAUUGAACGUAGAUAAUGCGAAGAGACAAAAAGAAAUAAUCGAUGUAUCAUUGUUCAAGCGUCCUUUUAUUUUUAUUUCUUUUUUUAAUUUUUUAUUAAAGAGACUCGUGUUAGGCAUUGUACACUUAGACCCACCGAUAUAGUCGCAAGAGUUCACUGUUUCUUUUAUUCAGUCUUCCUGCAGCAUUACUUAACUUUUAAGCCGAAGCCAUCACGAUUAAUAACGAACUUGUCUAGAUGUAAAAAGUUGAACGAAAGGAUAAUGGACAAGGUGUAUAUCAAUGUGUUUCUAUUAUGUUAUGAAACGAGCCAAAAAGAAGAGAUAGUUUAUUUUACAUUGUAAGCGAUCAUUUCGGGCUUCUUACUGCUCAUAACCGUGAAUACUGUAAACGAUAACGUCUAUUUAUAAAUAGUGAACGAUUACUUUGAAUUUUGUAACGUCAGACGUAUACACAUAUAUGAAUACGUAUCUGUAUGGUGAUAUACGUAUUAGCUUUAUAUACAAGUUCCGGCAAUUUUAUUGUUAAAAAUUGAAAGUGUUUGAUAUGAUAAGAUAGAAGAAAUUUAGUAGUUCUAUGUGAUCUGUAAAUUUAAGUAGCUUCGGAAUAAGAUUUUCUAAAUUUAAUUAAAAGAAGAAAAAAAAAAACUGUAUCCCAGUAACGAAACGCGUGUUCCUUUAAAAAUAGAAGAGAUUUUGCUACUCUUUUAGAUUAAUAGAUUAAUUUAUUCCGAAUAUCGAAUAAGUUUUCACCGGAACUUGUAUCACGUGCGUGUACAUUUGCUCACUGUUGCGACUUCUUCACGCGUGAUGUUCUAUCAAAUUAACAAAAACGAAAAAAAGACUUGGUAGAUCCAGCCAGUAGAAGAAUAGUGAAUUUUACAUUGUAAACUCUAGUAUUACUCGCGAACCAUACACUGAUGUAUUUGUAUAAAUAUUUUUUUUUUCCCUCUUUUCUUAUUUAUUUCAUUUGGAAUAAAGGAAUCGGUGAGAUCCAAGUGACAAAGUAACUGAAUCAACAGUUCAUUGUUCAGAGGAUUCUAAAAUCUUUGUCUAUAUUAGUCAAUUUAUCACUACGUAGAAUGUAUUUAGUAAAAGAAAGAAAAAAAAAGAA